Molecule: messenger RNA, 597 nt
Organism: Aspergillus steynii IBT 23096
Lineage: Eukaryota; Fungi; Ascomycota; Eurotiomycetes; Eurotiales; Aspergillaceae
Exons: 3
Coding region: 1-597 (198 amino acids)
Source: RefSeq, a predicted model, not a curated record
AUGUCUACCACCUACACCACCACCGCCCUUCCAACCAUGUCUCUCCAAGCUGCGCCUCUGCAAGCCUCCGCGCAGCAGUCAGCGUCCGACGACGAGCUCCUCCAGCUCUUCCGCCAAGUGACCAUCAACGGCAGCGGCGCGCACGACGUCUCCGAGAAACAGAUCAAGAAGGCCUUCCAGCAGGAGAUCAGCCGCCCCCUGGGCCGCCAGGUGCUCGAAGCGUCCUUGAAGCAGGCCAACGCGUGUCGGUGCUACCACUGGGAAUAUAACGACCAGAUCAACGGCAAUGUGACCAUCUCGCGUGUCAAGCUGAACUUCAAGCUGAAUUCAUCGAGUAUGGGACAGUCUGUUUCCGGCGAUGUUUAUGGGUUCUUCCGCCCGAACAGCGGGUAUAUCAAUGCCACCAUUUACUACGACAACCAGCAGACCCUCCAGGGUAAUCAGAGAGUCGAGGUCUACAUGAAUGAUGGCAAUUUCAUCAUCGACUUCAAGACCACCGACCAGUCUGACAAGCCCGUUGCUCGCAUUGUCCAGACGGCCUCGUCUUUCACCUUCCAGGGCGUCGACACCGGCGACGCAACUUGGUCCACCCAGUGA